Messenger RNA from Vespa velutina, 3556 nucleotides. RefSeq lists its product as uncharacterized. Bases 2103 to 2999 code for a protein of 298 amino acids. The record is from RefSeq and is a predicted model, not a curated record. Lineage: Eukaryota; Metazoa; Arthropoda; Insecta; Hymenoptera; Vespidae. The transcript has 7 exons.
AUCUUCCACCUUCAAGCUUUCCAAAGAUCAAUGAAAUUUCGCGCGAAACUGGAACGCUAACGCUUACCGAGCAUCGAAAUAUGGACGAGAAGGGAAAGAGGAAAUCAUCGUCGAUGAUUUCCUAAGCGGCGUUUUCCAUCGAUCGUUUCACUGACGUUCGGUUCGCAUGUAAGUAGAUGUAUAGGUACAUACCAUUGGGUUGUGAUAUUCAGAUUCAACUCAUCCAUCCGGUCUUAAUUAACUUAACUGUUUCUGAUAUACAGAUAUUUCCAUGAUCGAUCCAUGACAGAUUUCUUGUGGAUUGCAUUAUUGUUAUGACAAGGUCAUUUGCAUUUAUUUGCCUAUUCAUCAUAGAAAAAGGAUAAUGAAAAUAAAGUAAAGAGGAUGAUAUGCCAAGAAGAUCAUCGAUCCAAGACGUUUCCAUUAUGAUCUUUUUGAACUAUCGACAAAGUUUAAACAAAGUCAAUAGACUCUCUUAUGCAUUUUCGUCGUUGUAGAUCUUAAGAAGAAAAAAGAAAAAAGAAAAAAAAAAUAGAAGAAAAAAAACAGAAGUUUCAUAUAUGAACACAAUUUGAACCUCGUCCGUUAUUCCCGAUAUUGAGAAGGGAAAAACAUUUGAUCUGCCCCAACUUCUUGAUUAAUGUAUCUCUAACAACUAGGUGAGGCUCGACCUUAAUUACCGUAAUUCUCCUUGAUACCCAUACGUCUUCAAUGGACGAGAACAGUGAUUAGCGCGCUUCUUCGUGAAUCACGCGUCACUUGCAUCGUACCAGUCGAGCUUUCGAGAGGACGAACGUGCGACCUUCGCUAAAGUGAUUCUUAAUCGUAGACUUGAGCUAUCUUAUUUAUCUUGUCAUUUACUUUCUCGUCUUCUAAUCGAACUAGAUGUACGUAUAUAUAUAUAUAUAGAAAAGUAGUUUAAUACACGCAACAUUUAUAAAAAUAAAAUAAAAUUUGAAGAGGUAGGAGAUAGAUAUACUUUCGAUUUUUAUUCUCUUUACGAUCAAGCAAGAUCAGAACUUACAUAGAUAUAUACAAAUGGGUGAAAAUCGUCAAAUAACCACCUUUCAUCGUACAUUCAACAUACUCCCCUCCAGUAUCCUUUUCUCCGCGUGCCAUACAUCCCAUGUGGGGAUAUCGAUAUUGAAACGUAAAAAAGAUUCAAUCAGUCGCGAAGUUUCAGCGCCAAUCAAUCACUCCCUCCUGUCUAGCCACCCAUCCGUAGCCGCCACCUCUUCUUCUUCUCCUCUUACUCCUCCUCAGCAUUUCGCUUUAGGACGCGAAAGCUCUCUCGCGCGCGCAGCCCGCACUGGCGCGCCUGAUCGCAACGACGGCGCUAAAAUGGCCGAGAGGGUUCCAAGAGGAAGAGUGAGAUAGGGUAUGAAGAGAGAAAGAGGGGGGAGAGAGAGAGAGUAUGUAUGUGUGUAUGUGUGUGCAAGAGAGAGAAGCGAAGCUUUUGGGUUGCACGACGGAGUCGACGCACUGGAAGCUCGCUGUGCUUGCGGCGGGAGCCUUCAGUAGCCGCUCGGACGUCGACCGGAAAAGCUCCGACGCGUUACGUCGCUUUUCUUGACGGUGUCCGUCGUAAAAAAGAUCGUCGACGUUUCCUUCAUCGGUGAGGAAACCAUCGAUCGAGACCAUCUUAACUUAUCUCCGUUUCUUUUUUCUCUCUUCUAUCCUUUUUCCUCUCUUCGUUGCAUAAAUUUUUAAACUUUGUUCGAUCUCAUUAAUUUUAGUUAAAAUAAACUUACGAGUUUACGAAGAGAAAAGAAAUUGCGGAGAAAGAAAGAAAUCGAUUUACGAGGAAGUUGUAAGUAACCGAAAAAAAAAAAAAUAAUAAAUAAAAAAUAAGUAAACAAAAAAGAACAAAAGGAAAAAAGAAACAAAAAGAAAGAGAAAAAAAUUGUGAUAGUGAAAAGUGCAAUUUGAAAAAAAAAAAACCGAUGGAUCGUUACGCGAUUGUGAUGAACGUGAUUACACGGAAGUGUUGAUAUGAACGAUCGACAGUGAUCUAUCCGCCUGUCUCGGAAAAGCGCUCGCGCGCUUCUAUGUGUAUGUGCUUCGUGGGGUGUGGAUAAUUGCAAUCGAGAGCGAGACACACGAUGAGAAGUGUCGCGAAAUACCGAGGCGCGCGUCCUUCCCUUUUCGUUUCGCUGCUUUUCGUCGUGUUCGCCGGCGUAACCGGUGUUCAUGGUUUGACAAAUGUGUCGAUCGAUUUACCGCUAGCAGUCGCAGCUGGCACGACGGUCAACAUGAGCUGCAGAUACGAUCUGGAAACGGACAUUCUCUACGCGGUGAAAUGGUACAAGGGACAGGAAUUUUUUCGAUACGUUCCGAAAGAGGAUCCACCAAUCGAAGUUUUUGGAGAUCUCGGUGCUAAAGUUGUGUCGAUGGGAAAGAAGCAAAAGGAAAGACAUUAUACGAAUCGGAGCAACGCCAACUACGUGAUUCUGAAGGAUGUCCAGCCGAGUAAUUCCGGAAAAUAUCGUUGCGAAGUUUCCGAGGACUUUCCGUCCUUUAAUACCCUAAUGGUUUUUGAUUAUAUGCACGUGGCCAGUCUCCCAAAAGGUGAUCCGGAAGUGAACGUAGAGAAACAAAGAUACGCGGUCGGUGACACUGUAAGAGGCAACUGUACCGUGCCUUCAGGAAAUCCUCCGGCCAAUAUAACGUGGACUGUCAAUGGAAAUCAGGUAAACUCGUCCUUCAUAAUGAACAUCACGGACAAAUUCAUCGACAAUCAUCACAUGGCUAUAGCAGGCUUGGACUUUGAGAUUGCUUCGAAUACCUUCAGCAAUGGCAAACUACAGGUCGUUUGUAACGCCAAUGUCUUUCAUCUUUAUCAGAAGAAGGCCGAAGUCCUUUUAAAGGAGGAACGACCGAUAUUGGCUUCCGUACUGGGAACUCGUGAAUCUUCUUACAUUGGUAAUGCAGCAAGACGCGUUGAGGAGUGGUUUUGCACAGGUGUACUGGCUACCUUGCUGCUGUGCAAUCUGAGAUAACAUCUGUGAACAUCGACUGGAUUUAUGCAUACUACUGUGUCGGAGAGGAAGAGAAUAAAAUUGUUUGUAAAAUUUCGAAAAUAUUAAUAUGAGGAGGAGAAAAGAAAAACAGAGAAAAGAGAGAAAGAGAAGGGAAGAAAGAGAAAGAAAAAGAGGCGAGAGAGAGAGAGAGAGAGAGAGAGAGAGAGAGAGAGUUUUUCGUUAAAAUAAGUAUCGAACGUAUGUUAUUCGUGUAAAUAGGAUAAAAAAAAUUUAGUAAAAUAUCUACGUGUAUGCGACAUGCGUCAUCUCGUCGUCACAUGAGACGACUUUGUAAUCCGAAUAAUGUGUCGUAUUAUAAUAUAUUAGGAUCGACGAUACGUCGCGCUAAAAUAACGAAAACUUUUUUCGAACACAUUAUAUGAUGUUUUUUAUCCUCCGACAAUGAUUUUGAUACCUUCUCUGUACCGUUGUAGCCAAUACAAUGUGACCCAUCACGUUUGUAGGGCAAAAACUGUUAUCGUUCAUAAACGAGGUUUUAUUUCAAUGAAAAAUGAAUAAAUGAUUCACCUUCGUUA